Messenger RNA from Capsella rubella, 1312 nucleotides. Its product is annotated as DNA-3-methyladenine glycosylase 1. The coding region runs from base 294 to 1217 and encodes 307 amino acids. Gene Ontology annotation, molecular function: DNA-3-methyladenine glycosylase activity. The transcript is spliced from 5 exons. Gene Ontology annotation, biological process: base-excision repair. Lineage: Eukaryota; Viridiplantae; Streptophyta; Magnoliopsida; Brassicales; Brassicaceae. The record is from RefSeq and is a predicted model, not a curated record.
UGUAAUAACAUCCAUUGCUUUGAUGUCCUUUUCUCAAAAAAAAACAAAAAACGAUAAAUCAUAAAUUAACCGAACACGUAAGCAAAAUUUGACCGGCUAUAACCGGUUUACAUCCUUCUUUUGUAUUUGUUACCGUUCUUCUGUUUUUAAAAACCUCUCCAAUAAGCUCUGUUCUAUCUCUCUCUCUCUCUCUCUCUCAAAAUUCUCUCUGUGUUCUUCAUCUCACAUUCCCAUUUUACCCUCACAUCUUCUUCAAAUUCUCCAUCUCCUACCCACUCAAAAGCUUCUCACGGAUGUCUGUAGUCUCUAAGCUUCGCUCUCCUGCUAAACCAAUGGUUGAGUCACGAGCUAUCCUCUGUUCAACCGGGAACAGGUUUAAGGUUACCAAAACAGAGAUUACAAAGAAGCCACAACAAGUCACGAAAUCUCCUGCCACGAAGAAGCCCGAUUCGAAUUUCUCAGCUUCUACUGAUGAUUCUUCUUCUACCACUUCAUCCUCGGAACGUUCGUCGGUGAAGACGUCCAACUCUGGGAAAAUGAUAACUCCCUCGAAACGGAACAACGGAGUAACUACGAAACUCAAUAAUGUCGUCUCCGUCGCCGUCGUUGAGGAUCCAUACCCGAUCUACGUGUUGUUCCACGACGAGGAAUGGGGUGUUCCAGUUCGUGACGACGACAAGAAACUCUUCGAGCUCCUUGUCUUCUCGCAAGCAUUGGCUGAGUUAAGCUGGCCUUCUAUCCUACUCAAAAGAAAUGACUUUAGGAAGCUAUUUGAAGAGUUUGAUCCUUUAGCUAUAUCACAAUUCACAGAGAAGAGGUUGAUGUCUCUCAGAGUGAAUGGGUGUCUAAUUCUUUCCGAACAAAAGCUGCGAGCAAUUGUUGAGAACGCAAAAUCAGUUCUCAAGGUCAAGCAAGAAUUUGGAUCAUUUAGCAACUAUUGUUGGAGAUUUGUGAACCACGAGCCCUUAAGAAAUGGCUAUCGUUAUGGUCGUCAAGUACCUGUUAAGUCCCCAAAGGCAGAGUACAUAAGCAAAGAUAUGAUGCAGAGAGGGUUUCGAUGCGUUGGUCCUACUGUUAUCUAUUCCUUCUUGCAGGCCUCUGGCAUUGUGAAUGAUCAUCUCACAGCUUGUUUCAGAUACCAAGAAUGUAAUGCUGAGGCUGAGAAAGAGCUGAGAGGCCUUGAGAUGGACUCUGAACUGGAUCUGCCUUCUCCAUAACUUGUUUGAUCAGUAACAGAGAUGGGAUUAUUCUUGAGUGACCAGUGUUUGUAUUCAUUAUGGAAUGUAGCAUUGUGUAUUGUGUUUUUCCUCUA